AUGAAGGCUAUUAGACCUCAGAUUACCAACAACUGGCACUCAACAGCAGGCCUGUUGUGGGCGCCAUCUGCUGCAAUCCGGGCGCCACUGCGUCCUCUCCACCAGCAAGCGACAAAGAAGGCUGCAUAUGCGACUCAAAAUGCAUCUUCGAGAUUAGCGCCAGCCUGUACGCGUUGGUUAACGCGGCCACAGGUGAAUAGCUUUCAAUCAAUCUCAGCCAGACACAACCCAACUGCGAGACUUGGCCAAGCUUUGUAUAGUACGACGCCCGCACCAGGCCAGCCCACCAUUCAUGACGUUUUUGAGAGCAAAACCGGCACCUGGCAGUAUGUAGUUGCAGACCCUACGACCUCGACUGCAGUGAUCAUCGACCCGGUCUUAGAUUAUGACCCUGCCACCCAGACUAUCACCACCGCCUCGGCCGAUGCCUUGCUCGCUUUGGUGAAAGAGAAAGGCUACAAAGUCGACGGAAUUUUCGAAACACAUGCUCACGCGGAUCAUAUCACCGCCGCCUCAUAUCUGCAGAAGCGCUUGACCGAGGAGCAAGGUCACAGACCGCCCAUCGGUAUCGGCAAGCGCAUCGGUCAGGUACAGAAGCUGUUUGGGCAGAGAUAUGGAGUCCCUGCCGAGGAGUACGAAGGUGUUUUCGACAAGCUCUUUGAAGACGACGAAGCCUUCAACAUUGGUCAGUUGGCCGCCAAAGCUAUCCAUCUACCGGGCCACACUCCGGACCACCUGGGAUAUCAGAUUGGAGAUAACAUCUUCUGCGGUGAUUUAAUCUUCCAUGCAGAUAUUGGUAGCGCCCGGUGCGACUUCCCUGGUGGCAGUGCAAACAACCUGUAUCAGUCAGGUCGCAGGAUCCUGCGCCUGCCGGAUCAUGUCAAAAUCUGGACAGGACAUGACUAUCCCCCGGAGGGACGGCCAGAUCCUGUUUCAUCCUUGAGCGUCCAAGAGCACAAGCAACAGAACAAGCAUCUUAAGGAUGGUGUUUCCGAGGAGGAAUUUGUGGCCCUGCGCAAGGAGCGUGACUCAAGUCUGGCAGAGCCUAGAUUGCUUCACCAGUCCCUGCAGAUGAACAUUCGCGCAGGACGGCUGCCGAAGCCCACGGAAGCAGGGCAACGGCUUCUUCAUCUUCCGCUGAAGCUGAAGGGGUUGACAUGGUAG
Messenger RNA from Aspergillus clavatus NRRL 1, 1164 nucleotides. Its product is annotated as MBL fold metallo-hydrolase. Gene Ontology annotation, biological process: hydrogen sulfide metabolic process; glutathione metabolic process. Bases 1 to 1164 code for a protein of 387 amino acids. The record is from RefSeq and is a predicted model, not a curated record. Lineage: Eukaryota; Fungi; Ascomycota; Eurotiomycetes; Eurotiales; Aspergillaceae. The transcript is spliced from 2 exons. Gene Ontology annotation, molecular function: sulfur dioxygenase activity.